CAAAAAGGAGGGGGAAGACUUGGGACAGCCUUAUUACGCCGCAGGAUUGCAGCGGAGGCCGCCUGCCAAGCGCUUGUUGCCUGAGCUCAACCCCCUCUUUUGCUGUGCAGAAUCGAUGCACUCACGCCACGCGCAGGUAUAAAGCUGGGACUUUUCCCCCUCUCUGCUUUCUUUUGUUCUGCUGUAUACUUGAUAACUUGGCACCGUCUACGAGGUUGUCGACUGUGGGGUACUGUACCAGUUAUAUCAAGUGCCUCAUAGUACCAGCAAGUUCAUCGACUGAACGAGCCGCCAGCCUUGCGACUCUCCGUCUACCUCUACCCACGCAAAGCUCUGCUAAGAGCGCUUCACCAUGGCGUCCUCCGGCAGCGUCUUCAGCGAGACCCUGCAGACCAUCACGACGACGAAGCUCGAGGAGCUCGCCGCGCAGCGCAGCGCCUUCGAGAAGCAGCAUGCGGGUCUGCUCGCCGGCGCAGAAAAAGAGCUGGACCCCCUCACGCGCCUCCUGAUGCUCGUCGACGGCACCAAGAGCUGCCUGGGCGUCGCGACGGUGCCGUCCAAGAGCGGCCGCGGCAAUGUCCUCGUCGGCUCGACGCGGAAUCCGCGCCUGGAAACCGAUCUCAAGAACCUAGACCGCUUCCUGGAGCAGGCGCGCUACGAUCCCUCGGUCUCGCCGAAGGUGCUGGAGGACUGGGAGAAGUCGCUGCUUCAGUACCUCGCUGUGCAGUCUGCGAAGUACCAGUAUGCGGAUCUGUACGGGAAGCUGGUCACGGAGUGGCUGUCGUCGGAGAAGACUACGCCGGCGGAUGGCGAUGUGGAGAUGGCGGAGAGCUUUGAAGAGCUGCCUGGUGCCAAGAAGCUGGAGGCGCGGGCCGAGUGGGAGAAGGUAGUCUUCGAGCCUGCUCGUGUCGAUAUCAAUGCGCUGAAAGGCUAUCUCGAGGAGCUGUUCAUCGCCAAGAAGAAGAGUGUCGCCAAAGCCAUGCGCGACCUUCGCGAGAAGGUCCAGCAGUUCGAGAACGGGCUUAGCGGCCCGACCCAGUUCAAUGUCCAGACCCUGAAGUGGGUCAUCCAAGGUCUGCAGAGCUCUGACCUCCUCUCCAACGAGAAGCGCGAGGUCCUCAAAGACUUCCUGAGCAACGACAUCAUCCUGGCUGAGAUCGCCGACGUGCUUAACAUGCGCAUGGCUGCCUUGGGCCGAUGGACCUGGGGUGACCACGUGCCCCUCGAGCAGCGCCGCAAACUCAACGGCAGCUAUAGCAUCCACAUGCACGAGGACCUUCUGCAGGCCAUCUUCUUGCACUAUAUCGGCGUCAAGUGGUCCGUCUUCUUCAAGUCCGCAUUCCUAUCCCUCCGCAAAGAAGCAUGGAAGACCAACCAUACCGCCGUGCCCAAGAUGGACCGCUUGCGUCGGCAAUACUAUCUUGGCCCUAACGGCACCGAGGAGCAUCCCAAUCUCGAAGAGAAACGCGCCAAGACCCACCGCAAUCUUUACUUCGCGCACCAACUCCUCGACCACGACAUGCAGCAGGUCGACAUACAGGAGGGCGAAGAGGAAGCCGAGUUCGAGGAGUUCGCCGAUCGACCCCGAAAGCGCGGGCGAGCGAAGCAGACGGCGCGACGUGCUACGCAGCAGAUGCCCAUGGCUAUGAACCAGAUGACAAUGCCGCAAAUGCAAAUGCAAUCCUACGGGGCUCAGGCAAUGCAGACGGGUCAAUCAUCAGUGGCAUACAGGCAGGCUCCGAAGAGGGCUCGUCGAAUGGGCCCGACCUUAUUCGAGGAGUCGUACGACGACGACGACGACGACGACGAUGCAGACGACGAGUAUCAACAGGUAAAGCGGCCCAUGGAAGCGAAGCAAAACCUGCUCCAUCUGCUCUCCACGGAGAUCGUCAUCAACCGGCACCUGUACGGCGAGCUGACCUGCUUCCGCUCCUUCUUUGAGUCUUGGAAUCCGCUUCUUCCGCACGACACCGUCCUCACUACCCUCGAGUUCUUCGGUGUCUCGGAGAAGUGGCUGGCCUUCUUCGGCACCUUCUUGCGCGCUCCGUUGAAGUUUACGGACGACCAGUCAUCCGCUCCUCGGCUUCGUCGUCGUGGUACACCCGGCUCGCACACGCUGAGCGAUGUCUUUGGCGAGAUUGUGCUGGCGUGCUUGGACUUCUCGGUCAAUCAGGCUACGGAUGGGGGGAUGCUGCAUCGCUUGUAUGAUGAUAUUUGGUUCUGGUCGAAGGAUUACGAGAAGUGCGCGCAGGCUUGGGCGAGCGUCCUUCAGUUCACUCAGGCCAUGGGUGUGCAGCUGAAUGAGACUAAGACGGGAAGCGUUCGUAUCGCUCGCGACGCUGGCGUAGAGCUCGAGAUCGAUGAUCGUCUUCCUGCAGGUGAAAUUCGGUGGGGCUUCCUGUACCUAGACGCUGCCAGCGGUCGCUUUGAGAUUGACGAGAAGAUGGUGGACUCGCACAUCGAGGAGCUCCGCAAGCAGCUGCAAGGCAAGUCGAAGAGCGUCAUCGACUGGAUCCAGGCCUGGAACACGUAUGCAGCGACGUUCUUCAGCUCCAACUUCGGCAAGGCAGCGAACUGCUUCGGGCGCGAGCACGUCGACAAGAUGCUAGCCACGCACCGGCACAUCCAAGAGAGCAUCUUCAACGGCGGCAACGUCGUGCAGUUCCUCAAGAAGACCAUCGAAGAGCGCUUCGCCGUCAAAGACAUCCCCGACGGCUUCCUCUUCUUCCCCGUGGAGCUGGGCGGCUUGGACCUCAAGUCCCCCUUCGUCGGGCUCCUCCAGAUCCGCGAGUCCGUCAAGGAAGACCCCACCGCCUUCCUGACCGACUACGAAGAAGCCGAGCGCGACGACUACGCCGCCGCCAAGCGCGUCUUCGACAAAGGCGACAUCCACGCCCUGCGCCACGACGCCGACGAGCCCAACUUUAAGCCCCCGCAGGACCCAGACACCUUCUUCCCCUUCGACGAAUUCGCGCGCUACCGCGAGGAGUUCCGCAGCGCGGGAAAAGCGAGCCUGGUCGGCGUGUACCGGGAGCUGAUGAAGCGGCCGGCCGAAGAGAGCAUCGAUGUGAGCGCCAAGGUGAGGCAGGAGAUCGAGCAGCUGCGCGGCCAGAGCAAUUUGCGCGGCAUCACGGCGGAGCUGUAUGGCAUGGAGCCGUAUUGGAAGUGGGUGGCGCAGAUGUAUGGGCCCGAGAUGGUGGAGCGGUUUGGGGGGUUGAAUGUGGUGGAUCCGGGGCUGCUGCCUAUUGGUAUGGUGAGUAUGUUCCGGCAGAGGAGGACGAAGUGGCAGGGCUAGAUGGCACGAUGGGUGCGUACGUACUUACCUACCUAUGCUACUUUCGGUCGAGUCUGGCUUGGUAGGAGAGACGGUCUGUCAGUUGCUUUUUCCGGAAAAUGAA
Messenger RNA from Trematosphaeria pertusa, 3398 nucleotides. RefSeq lists its product as uncharacterized. The record is from RefSeq and is a predicted model, not a curated record. NCBI's taxonomy places the organism in Eukaryota, Fungi, Ascomycota, Dothideomycetes, Pleosporales, Trematosphaeriaceae. The transcript is spliced from 2 exons. Bases 353 to 3295 code for a protein of 980 amino acids.